Messenger RNA from Entrophospora sp. SA101, 180 nucleotides. NCBI's taxonomy places the organism in Eukaryota, Fungi, Glomeromycota, Glomeromycetes, Entrophosporales, Entrophosporaceae. The record is from the annotation of a GenBank genome assembly.
AUGCCAUUUGUGGAAUACAAAGAAAAUCCCAUAGAAGAAUGUGAUAUUGAAGUAGAGGAUCAAAUGAUAAUUGAUUAUGAAGAAAAUUUGGAGUUAGAUCAGUCUAAAAGUUCCUCACAUUCUAAUGCUAAUGCUCUUUUCUUUCUAAAAACUUCUUGGGGUUUGAUUACUCAUCAAUGA